CUUUCACUUUUUCAAUUCAAUUUUCAAAUCUCGAGAGCGCAAGAGAGGUGGCACUUGUACUACCACCACUACUGCCGCUACCUACCACGGCGGAGUUUUCUUCCGGCAACCGUUUUUCCGCGACGGUGCUUCCGCUACUCGAAAUUUCAACUUCGUUACUCUCUCUCUCUCUCUCCGUCGAUUCCUUGCUUGUUUCUAUUAAUUGCAAUCCGUAACGCUCGCGAAUUUAUGGUCGCACUCUGAGCCUGACGCCACUCCGUUUCGUUGAAGAUUUUCUCCAUGCGUUUCAAUUACUCCAUUUGAAACGGCGAAUCGUGAAGAGUGUGUGUGUGUGUGAGUGUGACAUUGUGAUUUGGAAGUUCAGAUCAAUUUUGAUGGAGCAGUGCGAAACGACGCUGAGUUUAGCUCCUCCUCGGAAAUCGGCCAGGCAAUUGGAUUUCGCCGCCGUAUGUGGAGGUCCGGCUCACCUCAAACUGCCACCGCCGCCGCCGCCGGUGGCGCAGUUACUGCUUCCAUCGAUUCAUCAUCUGCCGCCGUCGCAUUUGGAAUUGGAAUUGCAUCCACCAGGGCAACGGCCGUGGUUUUAUUCACCGCCGCAGGUGCAACAGCAAAGAACAAUGCAGUCUCCGGUGAUGGCACAAUUGCAGGCACCGCCGCCACAGCUGGUUUCGCCGGUUCGGCUAUUACCGCACCCGACGCCGGUGAAGAGGUUGCAAGCGAUGAGGGAGGAGUCUCCUAGAUCACAUCCUCGAAAUAAUGUGGAGUUAAAAGACAGCACUCCAAAGAAACAAAAACAAUGUAACUGCAAAAAUUCUCGAUGCCUCAAAUUGUACUGCGAGUGCUUUGCUGCUGGAAUCUACUGUGAUGGCUGCAACUGUCUAAAUUGUCACAAUAAUGUGGAUAAUGAAGCUGCCAGACAGGAGGCUGUUGGAAUAACAUUGGAACGCAAUCCGAAUGCUUUCAAACCAAAAAUCGCUAGCAGUCCACAAGAACCACGGUAUUCUAAGGUAGAUGUACCUGAAAUUCAAGUAAUAGGAAAGCACAAUAAAGGAUGUCACUGCAAGAAAUCAGGUUGUCUUAAGAAGUAUUGUGAGUGCUUCCAAGCCAAUAUCCUCUGCUCUGAAAAUUGUAAAUGCAUGGAUUGCAAGAAUUCUGAAGGAAGUACUGAAAGAAGGGCAUUUUUUCAUGAAGAGUAUAAUCUAGUUCCGCCCAAACAGGCAGUUAAUGCUGUCACUAGUGGAGCUGUUAGGUCCUUCAGCUAUGGACCUCACAUAACACCCAAGAAAAGAAAAAUCCAGGAAAUAUUUUCUGGCAAAUCAGCUGUAGAUCAAACUGUUAGCAUGACUUCUCAAUACCAACAGCAGGAAAUUGAUCCUAUAGCUUCAUCACCCUCAUCUUUGUCAGCUUCCGUUGUUUCUGAUGCCAACACAAGAACUUCAGGGCCUUCAAGUUCUACAUACAGGUCCAUUUUGGCGGAUGUCAUUCAGACACAGAAUGUGAAGAAUCUCUGUUCACUUUUUGUUGUUCUCUCUGGAGUAGCUGCUAAGACAAAUGCAGAAGUGAGAAACAAAUUCGAUUGGCAAACAGAGACUACGGAAUCUGAAGCACUGCAAGACACUAGAGAUGUUCACAAUCCUGUUGGUGACAAGAUGUCCACAGAUGCAGUUGAUAUUCACCAUUAUAAUAGGCCAUUGUCUCCAGAAACACGUGCAUUAAUGUGUGAUGAACAAGAUGUGAUUUUUUCUGGUAAUGGUUCUGCAAAUGGAGUGCCAUGUGACGGUCCUUGUCAAAACAUGAUUGAAAAAUCAUCUAAUUCUGGUGGAUGCACUGAUGUUUAUGAAGAGCAGGAAAGGUUUGUUCUGACCAAGUUCUGGGAUGUUCUUCGUGGACUCAUUACUCUUGGUAGCAUAAAAGAAACAGCAUGCUCUUCAUUAGCCAGGAAAGAUGUGGGAAUGACGAAAGAACCUGCAGAGAAUGGCCAUAGUGGAGCUGAAACUGACACAGGGUGUGAGAAGGGAAUUCACAGCAACUGCACUUCAAAUUGCCCCAUCUCAGAGGUUACUGAAAUAUCUCGGACAAUCUAUUCAAUAACUGAUGGACAUGGUAAUAAAGAUCUUUCAUGGAGGUCGCUUGCAAAUUGGAAUAACAGAGGUGAUAAAAUCUGAUGUCUGGUGAAAGACUUAUUACCUGACUGACUGGUAAUGAAAAUGGUUCCCAGUCAGUGUGCAAUCUGGAAUUUCUGCAGCUAGUAAUUGCAUGUUUUGAAAUUCUUAUGCAAUUGAUUCUAAAGCUAGAAUCAAUUCUACUGAGAAGGUUCUAUAAGUUGCUUUUUAGUUUUAGAAUUGAUUAUGAGAAAAGAGAAGAAGCUUGCUCAUCUAAAAAACACCUAGCUGGAACCUCAUCUUUCCUAGCGUUGAAUUGAAAUCUCAACACAAUUAAGUCCUGGCCUGGACACAGGUCACGUUUGAUGUUUACUAUUACUAUA
Lotus japonicus is the source of this 2485-nucleotide messenger RNA. RefSeq names its product protein tesmin/TSO1-like CXC 5. Gene Ontology annotation, cellular component: nucleus. The coding region runs from base 375 to 2165 and encodes 596 amino acids. Lineage: Eukaryota; Viridiplantae; Streptophyta; Magnoliopsida; Fabales; Fabaceae. Gene Ontology annotation, biological process: regulation of DNA-templated transcription. The transcript has 8 exons. The record is from RefSeq and is a predicted model, not a curated record.